UGUCCGCCUCCGCCGCGCCGCUGCUGUCCAAGCUGCGGGAGCUGCUGGACAAGGCGGCGGGGGCGCUCAAGGGACUGGGGCUGCCCGCCGUACUGGCGCCCUUCCUGGCGGCACUGCUGGCGCCGCUGGGGCUGGAGCUGCGGCUGCUGGCGGUGGGCGCUAGGGAAACGUCGGCUGCUGCUAGUGCUGGCGCUGUUGGUGCUGGAGGAGCAGGAGGUGUCGCGGAUGCUGCUGCUGCGGGGGGCCUCACUGGCGCCGCUGCCGCGGCUCUGUUCGCGUACAUGAAGCCCAGCAGCCUGCCCCAGGCCGCCAAGCUGGUGGCGGCACUGCACAAGCUGCUGGGGCCGCUGGCAAGGAAGCAACACCCGCACCCCCCUCAAGCAGCACAGCAGCAGCAGCAGGGACAACAGUCAGCCGUUCAAGCCCGGCUGGUUCCGGAUCUGCAGCGGGUGCUGGAGGAGUUGCCGCCCAGCCUGCCGUACUUGUGUCUCUGCGUCAAGGCAAUCGGCUACAAGGCCCCACAGCUGUCGCCUUCACCUUCCUUAUCAUCGCAGCAUACUCAGCCCCCGCAGCCCCCCCAGCCCCCCCAGCGUGAUAUGGCCACCGCCUGGGGUCACGUGGCAGAGCAUGCGGUGCGGCUGCCGCAGCCGCAGCUGGCCGCCUGGCUGGCCUUCAUGAUGCUGCCGCCCUCACCCUGCCCGCUGGACCCACGGGUCACUGGCGCACCGCUGCUGCCCUGCCCGGCGCCAGCGGAGGUCCGGCUGACGGUGCUCGAUGCUUGCAUGCCCAAGCUGCAGCCGCCUGCUGCGGCACCUCCCACCGAUACUGCUGC
Messenger RNA from Astrephomene gubernaculifera, 832 nucleotides. NCBI's taxonomy places the organism in Eukaryota, Viridiplantae, Chlorophyta, Chlorophyceae, Chlamydomonadales, Astrephomenaceae. The record is from the annotation of a GenBank genome assembly.